GAUAAUCGGCAGGAAAAGAAAAGAAGGGUUGGUCAUGCGUCCUUUGAACGGCCACCAACUUUUUUAAAAGAAAACUACGACGAACCACUUUAACAUUUUAUAAUCGGUGCAUCUUCGGUGAAAGGUCGGAGCAAGACGUCGGACAUCAAAUAUGGCUCCAGUAACGAUGAAUACAGAACAGGUAUAUGUCUUUAUUUUUAUUAUUUUUCUCCUUUUUUUGUGCCAUAAGUUUGAAUUUAAACUGUUAUCUUUAAUGUUUAAUACUAAACUCUUUAUACCAUUCCAAAUUUGGCUAUACAGGCUUCAAAAUAGAGUUAAUUUUUGACAUGAGAGUACGCUUCAUUGUUGCCAAGUUGCAGUAAACAUCUCCAUACAUCGAUAUUUUGUCUGCUUUGUAUAAACUUUCUGUAUUUCUAAUUUCUUAAAAUUAGCAACAGGUUUUGAAGUUUUUAUUGAAGAAUAACAUUAAAGUAUAAACAUACUGUUGUACAUUAGUUCUUUUUGUGAACAAAUUGUGUUUUUGCCAUGUUUAUAUAAAUAAAAUACAUUAUUUUGUUGUAUAUUUUGAACUUCUCGUGUUUCGCGCGGAAAAAUAUAACCUAUAUCAUCGUAUGUCUAUAUAUAUAGUAAAGUGUUAUAAAAUUUAAACCCAAUUAGUGAACAGUUCAACACUCGCAAAUGUCGAUUCUAUUUAACUGCCUAUCGUAAUUCAUCGCUGACUGUCGCAAGAAAUAAGAAAAAUUUGUUUUGUUGCGACAGUCGGUGGAAGUCGCAGGCACUCUGCGAUAAUAACACAAAUGAAAACACUAUUUGCAAGUUGUCGGCAACAGUCAACGAUACUAAUGAAAGCCAGCUCUGUUCAAUAGACCUUUCCGGUAAUUAUGUCACGACUAACACUGUUUUCAACUUAGGACCACCUUAAAUGGAAUAGAUUUCAAGUUUGUUUCUCAUGGGCUAUAGUCAGAGAAGCAGAACAUCCUUCAUCAACACAUGCAUUGGAUUUUGACUAUUAAAUGUGGAAAUAAGCUUAAACAUGAAAACGAGGCUGAGGGGCCCAUCUUGGUCCCUCAGCCUCAUUUUCGUGUUUAAGCUUAUUUCCACAUGUAUUGGUCAAAAUCCAAAAUUAUUUUUUAUGCAUGUGUUGACGAAGGAUGUUCUGCUUCUCUGACCAUAGCCCAUGAGAAAAAAAUUUGAAAUCUAUUCCAUUUAAGGUGGUCCUAAGUUGAAAACAGUGUAGUUGUGACAUAAUUAUCGGAAAGAUCUAUUGGAUAUGGCAUGUGCGGACAGUUGUGGUUUUGUAAUUUUAAUUUGAUAGAAAAAGAAAAUGCGGUCAAUAAGUUGCAGUUUGAGAAGCAGAUCAUUUGGGAGUGACGUUUGAUAGUUCUGUUAUAAAUUCAAAACUAUGAUGAAUCUAAAUUUGCAUUUAAUCAUUAGAUAACUGAUGAUGGUCCAGGGCAAAACAAUACGAUAGUUUUCAAUGCAUCUAAGAAGGAACUGUUUACACCAACAAGUGGUUUCAAGUCUCUUGUUAGAAAGUUGAAAACUAAUUGGAAAGUUGUUGUGUAAGUUUUAAUAUUGUAGUGUAUUAAUUCUGACUGAAAUGUUGUGAAGAUAUUAAAUAAUUUGUGUCAUUUAUACUUGUGAUUGUCUCAUUAUUUCCAGGGCAAGAUUAACUUAAUAACUUUCUUGCCAAUAACAGCAGUGACACUUCCAGCCGUUUCCUACUUCACCAGUUUGCUUAUUGUCCUGCGCUCCAUGACAUUAUGCAAAAACUCCCUUUUCAAAUGGCAAAACUCCCUUUUCAAAUGGCAAAACUCCCUUUUCAAAUGGCAAAACUGGACCUUUUCAAAUGGCAACACUCCCUUUUCAAAUGGCAAAACUCCCUUUUCGAAUGGCAAAACUCCCUUUUCAAAUGGCAAAACUCCCUUUUCAAAUGACAGAACUCUCUUUACAAAUGCCAGAACUUACUUUACAAAUGCCAGAACUCCCUUUACAAAUGGCAGAACUUGACAACUUUAUUUUGAUUAUUAAUUAAAAUGAAGAUUAGUUUGUUCUUUUACCGAAAGUGACUGGGCAAAAUGACCGGCAAGGUAAGAAUUUGACCGGGAAACUCCGCAUUCUGGCCGGACAUUGUCCGUAGACCGGCUGUUAUUUUUCGUGCCCUGCUGAUGAGCCCUACUUUAUUAUUUUACUGCUGCCACUCAAUGAGUUAAUUAAACUGUAGUGAUCACCCUGGUUUGUUAAAACGUGAUUUGAAAAUAAAUUAUUUAGUAAUAAAGAUGACAUCACAUUGGAAAGACUUAUGUAUGCAAAGCUGUUUAUUCUUGCUGGACCAAGGGAAAAGAUAUCUGCCAGCGAGGUGAGAUGAAUGAACCCCUAAUUAGCCCUAACGAAUCAUUACUGAAAAGGCAAAUUUCAAACAAAAAUACAAAAAGUUGUCAAGGUCAAUGAAAAUGUUCUUCCAUGGAGUCCAACAUAAACCUUUUUCAAAAUAGCAGGAAAUAUGAAAAAUUUUGAAUUAAAAUCUUUUGAAUAAAAAGCAGGAUGUUUAUGAAAGUCUAUACUCAUGCUCAUAUACAUGCCAAAAUCCAGAAAAGUCAAAAUAUAUAAUAUUCUAGACAUGUCGUACAAGGUUUUGACAACAUUUUGACCUGAUACAUUUCAGUUUGAAGCAAUAAAGAGUUAUCUCGACAAAGGUGGGAAUAUAUUAGUCCUACUUGGUGAAGGGGGCGAGACUCGCUUUGGCACAAACAUUAACUUUCUGCUCGAAGAUUUUGGAAUCAUGGUCAAUAGUGGUGAGCAUUUGGAUUUUUUUUUUUGGAAUCAAUUUUUCUUUAAAAGAAUUUGCACUUAUAAAUUUUUAGCAAUUUCAUGAAAAUAAUUUAUGUUUUUUGUUAUUGUUAGAUGCGGUUGUUAGGACCUCCUAUUAUAAAUAUUUCCAUCCAAAAGAGGUUUAUGUAUCUAAUGGAGUGCUAAACAGGUAUACUAUACUUACCCAUUUAACUGCAAUUCACCCAUGGCCCAUGCUUUGAAUUACCAACUGAAGAUAUACAUCCUUUUUCUAGAGAGAUCAAUCACGCUGCAGGCAAGCAAGUCCCAGGAGAUGUAGACAACGAAGUUUCAACUGCCGCACUGUACGUGAAAUUCAUAAACUUUUCUAUUAAUACUUUAACCUGCCGUGGUUGACGUCAGAUCCGUGCACGUAUAAUAAUGUUGAAUUUUCAUUAGCACAGACCUUCAUUAGUAUACUCUUCCUUUGAAUGGAGUGGAUAAAAUAGGCAAUUUGUCAAAACAGCCAAUUCUGAAUGUCAGUAGGUGGGUGGGGGCGAGUUGUCAAUAAUUAAAAGGUUUUGUCAGAAAUUCAGGAGGUUUUACCCCCACCAGAGAAAAAGUGAAUUCCUACCACUGAGUGACCAGUAAUCUGUCAAAAAUCAUAUUAAAUUGUACAGUUUCUUGCUUUCAAAUUUUUGAUAAGAAUUACAUGAUCAUUUUCUUUAGAUCUCUGAACUUUGUUUAUCCUUUUGGUGCAACACUGAAUGUCGUCAAACCUGCUGUACCGGUUUUGUCUACGGGAACUGUGUCAUUGCCUGUGAACAGACCAAUAUGUGCAUUUCAUGCCUCCAAGGUAAAUACGUCAAAGAACGUAGUUCACUGAGCACUAUCGUGCCGCAGAUGCUGGUCUAGCUACCAGCAGGGGGUGAUUGAGUCGUAAUUCCAGUUAUAGACUAAAUUUUGAACGAAAUCCAACACCACAGCUAGAAAGAGCGUCUUAGAAUGAGUAAAACUGCAAAGAUUGGUUGCUAAAUGUUGUAAAAUGAAGAAAAUAUAGCCCUGUGAAGUUCGCAAAUUUUGUAUAUAUUUGUAUUGCAAAUAAUGCACGUAAUGCAAAUAUACAAAAUUUGCGAACUUCACAAGGCUACAGUAUAUUUUCCAAUUUUACUCAUUUUAAGAUGCUCGUUCCAGGCUUCCAGCUGUGGUAAUCGAUUCCGUUCUUCUUGUCUAGAUCAAAAUUUCGUCUAUCAAAAAAUCAUCCAUUAUCAGAAAGAUAAAUUCUUUACAUUAUAUAUAGUGUGCAGUAACUGCGGUGCUGUAGUCUUGUAAUUUAGCGGUCAAUAAAAUAAAAGGAUUCAAUAUAAUUUAUCAGCAUUUCUAAGGUGAACUCUCGUCUUCUCAUUCUUCUGUUUGAAGUGUUUACUGAAAUCACCAUUAAGGAUACUUCUGUAUAGAAAGGCAACCAUCUCUGAAUAGCGAACAUAUAUAUUAAUUUCUGUUACUGUAGCGUGGUCAAGGUAAACUUGUGGUGAUUGGAUCUGUGCAUAUGUUCAGUGAUCAAUAUUUUGAUAAAGAAGAGAACAGCAAAGUUCAGGUCAGUAGCCUGACAACAAUCUCGUUCCCAGGUCUUUCAUAGUCGCACAACAGACAUUUUGAUCAUAGUUUAUUCCACUCAAGACCAUUUCAACGCGUGUCCAGCAUUAUUUUUGCCACGAAAAAUCGCAGAUUUUUUAGCGCGAUGUGACAUUCCCGCGUGAUUGCAAGACCUGAAUGAAGUUUUUGUUUGCACGAAGUGAUUUUUCACUUUGUCGUUAUCACUUAACAUAUCAGCAAAAGCAAUACCGACAAAAAGAAAAGUCGCAUACUACUCCAUAGUUAACGGCAUACUACUCCAUAGUUAACGACAUACUACUCCAUAGUCAACGACAUACUACUCCAUAGUUAACGACAUACUACUCCAUAGUUAACGACAUACUACUCCAUAGUUAACGACAUACUACUCCAUAGUUAACGACAUACUACUCCAUAGUUAAUGACAUAGUACUCCAUAGUUAACGACAUACUACUCCAUAGUUAGAGACAUACUACUCCAUAGUUAACGACAUACUACUUUAUAGUUAACGACAUACUACUCCGUAGUUAAGGACAUACUACUCCAUAGUUAGAGACAUACUACUCCAUAGUUAACGACAUACUGUACUACUCCAUAGUUAACGACAUACUACUAUAUGUUAGUGUGGUAUGUGAUUGUAUCUCAGGAAAUGAUUCGUUUACUUAGGAUGUUAUCUUUCAAUGGCUGACAACAAAUGACAUCAGAUUGAACAGUAUUGACGCAGAAGAUCCAGAGGUUUGCAGUGUUUUCUAUUGUAUAGUAUCAAUCUUGUUUAUUUGUAAACUUGUAGAUCCUGCUUGCAUAAAUUGUUACGAUUGUGGUCCAAUUACACACGUAAAAACGCACACGUUGUAACAAACCUUGCUACAAGCCUGUUGCAAACAUAUCUUGUUGACAAGUUGUGAGAUUUUUAUGUGUGUCCGUGAAAGGUUUUGUCAAAGGUUUCUUCAGUCUUUUUCAGGACCAAACCGUCAGCAGUUCUUUGUAGAAUAUUAUUAUUCUACCAGCACUGGAUUUCCACGUUUGAUAGAAUCACUAAAUAUUAUCAUUUGUAUAUCUAGAUCUCCGAUUAUCAUUUUAUACCAGACACAUCGAAAUUGGCUGAGCGACUCAAAGUGUGUUUGCAGGAAGGCGAAGAGGUAUUGUCCAGGAUGAUUGAAAUAUUCAAUUACACUCUUGAGUAUAUAAAAUAAUUGAAGCUCAUCUGCCUUUUAUAUGUUCCUAUAGAUACCACACGAUUUUUCGAAAAUGUUUGAUAAGGAUCUUUUCAAACUCGAUACAGCAAUUGUCCCUGAAGUACUUAGGUAAGGUUGUGUGUGUUUCUGUUUUUAUUCUUUUUGUAGAACUUGCCUUAAUGUUUUCUGUUGAAUUUCAGAGGCUAUGAUGAAAUGCAUGUGAAGCAUGAACCGCUACAACUUAUUCCUCCACAGUUUGAAACUCCACUUCCACCACUACAGCCGGCGGUAAGAUGUGUGUUUCAUUAAACUAGAUACUAGACUAUUUCACAUCGACACGGGCUGUCCAAACAAGCCGUCCAAAACAUACCGUGGCGCAUGAAAUCAGUUGCCAUGUACUCAUAAUUUGGUACCUUUCUGACAAAAAAUGUUGAAACGUGUGCAAUAAAGUAAACAGCAUCAAACAACUUUCAGAUACUCAAGAAAUAUCACAAGGCUUGCUAUUUAAAGAAUAAAGGAAUACCGAAUGGUUUUCCGUGCAGGAUUGCGUGAUCCAUCAUGCUAUCCUGCUUGGAAAGUAAAUGUUUUAUAAAAUAACUACAGUGAAACAAUGACAUUUUGAGAAUCCUGCGAAGGCAUUUUAAUUCCUCGUGUGCAGGAUAGCCUGAUCCUGCACGGCUAUUGACCAAUCAAAUUGCGUGUUUCACUGUAGUUAUUAUAUAAAACAUUUUCUCGGGUUAUCCCAGACCGUCUAUUAGUGAGGUUCAGCUACCAUUGGUGGAGUAGUGACCAAUCAGAUGGGUGGUAGUGGAAGUCAAAUCUGAACCUCUCUAUAUUAAAAAGUGGCUGUCUAAAUUCAAAAGUGGUCGUCCCCAGGACGAUUAGAUGGCCCCUGGCUAAAUGCCUGCAGCCUGCAUCGACAAUAUCUACUGUAAUUUUUAAAAUUCAUUGCAGGUAUUUCCUCCUACAUUUCGUGAACUCCCUGGUGCUCCGCUUGAGUUGUUUGAUCUGGAUGAUCAUUUCUCAUCUGAAAAAGUCAGGAUUGCCCAAGUCACUAAUAAAUGUAAGUCGAGUCUCACACCUUACCGGACCUCCGAGGAAGAUUCGAAAACAUGAUAGAGCUAUCUAGUAGAAAUGAAGUUAGUUUAGUGUAGGGACAGAUUUACUGGGGGGUGCACCCCCUGUCAACUGUCGAGCUAGACUGCAAAUGGGUCCCUGAACGCCUGGUCCAUGAAGGUCAAUGAAUACCCUUUCUGCUAGACCUGGCUGAAUCCAUCCCUGAGCUCUUGGUGUAUCAGAGGAGUACUAUAGUGGAGGACCAUUAGUAAGAUAUGUUUUCGCAACUGCUCUAGAUUAAAUUAUAAAGUUAUACAUACUUUUCACUGAAAGUCACGACCCAAGCAAAGGCUAUGUUCUGUAUUGUUGCAGGUUCUGAUGAUGAUAUGGAAUACUAUGUGCGUGAAUGUGGUGAAAUAUUGGGCGUGACUAACAAGUUACCUGCCGAUGCCAGAGAUGCAAAACACAUCCUUGAAUAUAUACUGGCACAAGUGGCUGAAUUCAAAAAACUGAACCAGGUUUGUAAAUAAUGAUAAUCCUUACUGGACCUCUAAGGUGAACAGUUUAGAUCUGAUACAGCUAUACAGUAUAAAUAAAGUUAGUUUAGGUUUCCUCCUGUAGUAACACUGGAUCAAUAAGAAAUUAUCCUUACUGGACCUCUAGGGCGAACAGUUUAGAACUGAUAGAGCUAUACAGAAAAAAUAAAGUUAGUUUAGGUUUCCUCGUGUAGUAACACUGGAUCAAUGAGAGAUGAUCCUUACUGGAUCUCUAGAGAGAACAGUUUAGGACUGAUAGAGCUACCCAGUAUAAAUAAAGUUAGUUUAGUGUAAGUUUCCUCCUGUAGUAACACUGGAUCAAUAAGAGAUGAUCCUUUAAUGCUGGACCUCUGGGGAGAACAGUUUAGAACUGAUAGAGCUAUCCAGUAUAGAGAUGUCAUUUGAUGUAUGUAAUCAUUACUCCAUCGUGUGACAUGCGUGUUGUUGAUUUCAGGAACCCAAUGACGUGCUUUCUGGUACAUAAAGUCAAGAUAUUUGCCAUUCUCAAGGUAGUUCGACUUUAUAAGGUAUGAUAUCAGAAACUCCAAAACCAGGCAUUACACUGCGUCCGAGGUGAGAGGUAAACCUUUUGACCGAUGUUAUUUAAUUUAUAACAUUGGCCAACGUCGUUCCCAGGGUAUUCCGGUUUUCACUUGAUUCCAUCUGCCAAACGGACGUUACGUCUUUGAUCAAUUUCUAGAGUUGUUUCUUUUUGGAUUUUUUUUUAUUAAUGGACCAUUUGCAUUAUAGACUAAAUUUUGAUCUAAACAAGUCUAGACAAAAAUUGCAUCACAGCUUGAAAGAGCAUCACAAAAUUAGUAAUAUUCCAAAGUUUCGUUGCGAAAUGUUGUAAAAUGCGGAUAAUAUAGCCUUGCGAAGUUUGCCAUUUUUCAGUCAUUUUGUAUUACAAACGGGAAAUUGACAGCAAACUUCGCAAGGCUAUAUUAUCGGCAUUUUACAACAUUUCGCACCGAAACUUUGGAAUAUUACUAAUUUUGUGAUGCUCUUUCAAGCUGUGAUGAACUUUUUGUCUAGACUUGUUUAGAUCAAAAUUUAGCCUAUAAGGCAAAUGGUCCAUUGAGUUAGGGUUGGGGUUAGAGUAUAGGGGUAGGAUUUGGGUUAGUUACCUAGCCAUUUAACACCUCUUCCAUCUUCCGGAAAUGACGUCAUGUUAGUUUGGUUGAUGGAAAUAACUGCUAACUGGGUGUCCUCUAGGGAAUAAUCUGGGAACGAGGUUGGACAUGAGUAGGACCAACCUCGCACCCAGGGGUUAUAGGGGAGGACGUCAAAAUAUCGCCAAGAUGGCGGGUUUUGGUACUGAGAAAGAUGGUAUGUGUUAAUAUAUUUCAUCGCCAUGUUUAAUUAAUCUAUCAAGCUGAAUUUCUUCACGAACUAUUUCAAGAUUUGAGCCAUUAGAUAAUAUCGCUCUGACACUGUACAUUAUACUGUAAGGUUACGUAUAAAUUUUGCUGUUAAAUUAUUCCAAAGUUUCUUUUUAAAAUAGAAUGUAAAAAGCAUGUAAAUAUUUAAUGUGGAUACAACAGUUACUCCAAGACAUUUUCCAAUGAUUACAAAUCGCAGAGCAUCGCCAUUUUAAACUUGUUACUUAUUAACUCGGCAGACCACAUUCUUCGGUUUUCCACUAGCCAACAAUCAACCUCGUUCCCAGGGUCUCUCCUUCUCCUGGGUACGAGGUUGGCCAACAAUUAGAAUCAUUUGGUGCAUCUCUGCAUGAAACUCAGCAAGGCUGCAUGGGGCAUACGUUAGAUCAUGCAACGGGGGUUACAUAUAUUGAACUAUCUAUAUAGCUACAAGAACUAUCCAAAGAGCAGAGCUGCAAUUGACCAUUUGCGUAAUAGAUUUUGAACUAAACUAAAUUUUGAACUAAACAAGUCUAGACAAAAAUUUCAUCACAGCUUGAAGGAGCAUCACAAAAUUAGU
This is a messenger RNA of Paramuricea clavata, 9092 nucleotides long. Lineage: Eukaryota; Metazoa; Cnidaria; Anthozoa; Malacalcyonacea; Plexauridae. The record is from the annotation of a GenBank genome assembly.